UGCUGCGAAUGUUUCACGAGUCUCGCGCGGUGGUGCGUCAGACAAAAACGCGUUGUGUCGUCUCGUGAGACGAGCCAAGUGACGGUACCAACAAAGUGCACAUCCCCUUUGCUCGAGAUUAUACCCGGUGUUUUCGAGAGAUUCGACUCACAGACGCUUCGUCGAUGCCACGCGUAGUGUAUGGGAAACAGAUCGUACAAAUCAACCGCCUUCUAACAAGCCACAUUAACCUCAAGUGAUUUCUAUUUUCUUACGAAUCGCGAAAGAAGUAAUUAGUGUGUUUAUAGCGACCGUAUAACGAGGAGAAAGGAAAAACAAGGAAGAACAAAACAAACGAACAAGCAAAAAUUACAAAAGAAAAAAAGAAUAUUCCAAGAGCUUAGGUUUCAAGAAAGAAGACAAAAAGAUUAUGAGCUAUAGUAUCUAAUUAGUGUACAAAGUAUAUCUGAAAUAACUUAGGCGAGAUAGAUUCAGAGAAGACAGAAAGAGAGAGAGAGAGAGAGAGAGAGAGAGAGAGAGAGAGAGACAAAAAAUAGAAACGAGAGGAAAAAGAAGAAAACCUAAAGUCCGCCAGUGCCAAAUCGAGAGGGAAACAAGUUAAACGAAACGAUUGUUGUACAUUAAGAAACGCGAGGAGAUAUGUUAUAGAAGCAAAAAAAAAAAAAGACGAAGAAGAAGAAGACAAAAAAGUAGGCAACAAACAAAAACAUCGCGCGAAACAAAAACCGUAAACCAAAGAAUCUACCAUUUCACUUUUUUCUACUAAUCAACUCAGCAAGUAACGAUACUCAACUAACUCAGCGAGGGACGGAGGCGAAUGUAAAUUAAGGAAAGCAUUUUACAAAAAGGAAGCAAAAGCAAAACCGACCGACACAAAACGUGUGUUUUUUCUAAGCUGACGAUAAUAAAGAAGAGUUUUACCGUAAAUUAAGCAGUAAAGUGUAAGGGAUUUAAAACGAGUUCAUUUUUUUUUCCUUUCGAGAGGACGCAACCGACCAAGAGAGAGAGAGAGAGAAAUAGAGUCUCCCACCAUCCAAAGCCACACGAGAUCAGCCUGCGUAUCCAGAGAGCUAGAGAGAGAUAGAGAAGGGGACUCGCGCGUAAUUACUCCCAGAGAAACCGAUCUACUUCAGUUCGUAGCCUAAACCUGUUGAGUACAAACGACAGAAAUAGAAUUAUAGAGAGAACGAACGAGCGAACGAGCGAGAGAAAGCUAAAAAAAACAGUGAGAACGUGAGCCUGAAAGAAAGAGAGAGAGAGAGAGAGAGUGAGAGAACGUGAAAACGAGUGUACAAGAGAGCAACUAACAAACAAGGUAAACGAGAUAAAUCGAAGCAUACACAAGAAAUAAUAAAAAAAGAAAAAAAUUCGGACCAACGCGAGAAGCCACAAGAAGAAGUCACAAGAACCUAAAAGUCGUCUGUUUCCGAUAUCCAAGAAGCAACAAACAAGAUUCGUUCGUUCCGUCAGAUGUCAGGCUGUUUCCCAGUAACAAACAUCACUGACGUCGAUCGAACCGUUUAAAAUCCCCAGAUACAUAGCCGCAAUUGUGCCACGAUCGUCCAUCUACUCCCUGAAUUCGCUCUGUAUUCACACGAGUCCUUUCGAAGUCGAAGAUAUCGCGAUUGGCUGGCUGGCUGGUCACUCCUCGAACGUCGUUGAAACAGUCGCGGGAAUAAAGCACAGGCUCAGGAGGAGAAGAAGGAGGAGGAGGCGAAAGAGGGGAGUGUGUCGUGACGAGAGGAUCCUGAGGCCCGGUAACGCGACACCUCCUGCGAGCAGGGGGCUCCCGUCGCGAUGACGUGGCGGGGAAGAUGAGCGCGGCGGAGGUUACGAAGGAGGUCGUCGCCACCGAGAGGGUAGCAGGCAGCCCUCCGGCGGCGGUAGCGACCUCGCCAGGCACGGCGGUGGUCGGCGUCGGCGGGCCAGGUGAUCCGAGUGCAGGGGCGCGUCACCUGCCGCCGUUCAGCAGCUUCGCCGGGGACAACGCGAUGGACAGCUCGACGACAUUGACCACCCUUCACGCCCAGGACGUCGGUAUGGGUCUGACAUCGUCCUGGGACUACUACGAGGGUCUGACCGGCCGGUUGAUCGACUCGCGUGGCGAGGUGGUGUUGGCCAGCCAGUACAGGCCAUGGGAGUCGAAGAACGCGGUGGGCGGUGUCGGUGUCGUUGGCGGCGAGGGUCUGCCGAGUUUCGCGAGCCAAUUCACCGCCCCUAGUGAAGCGGAGCCGCAAUUGACCGCGCUCACCCCGUUAUCGCCCGCCUCAAUAUCACACUCGCCACCUGUCACGUCAGCGGUCGGUCUGCCCAGUUUCCAUACCCUUGGCACACCUUUACCCGCUCCACAUCCGCAUCGCGGUAGCGUCGGUUAUCCGUUGGUCCCAGCUCCGGUCCAGGCCAGAGAAGUGCCAGCUCUCCAACAACAGUUACUCGACGAAAGGCAUAUACAAUUGCUCGGUACCAGUCCAGUCCAGGCAUUCCCACCGCCACCGCCUGGACAUCCUCAUCACACAGUGCUCACCGUUGUCAAGCAAGAGUAUCCGCAGCUUCAUCACGCGAACUUCCAGAAUCCGAUGUCCACGGUACUCGACUCGUCGCCCACCUCCAGACCGAUCGGAAUCGACGGACGGAAGAAGGAACGGAGAAAAAUCCGCGCCGGUUCGAUGGAAUCCGAGGACAGCGCCGGGGCUGGAAACGUCGAGAGCUCGGGACAGGUGGCCGCGGUAUCGUCCACCGCGAACAGAGGACCGCAUCAUAUGGGCGGCGGGAUGGUGGACGCGGACGGGGACGGCGGUAUGAACGAUAAACCGGCGAAGAAGAAACGGAAACGGUGCGGCGAGUGCAUCGGUUGCCAGCGGAAGGACAAUUGCGGGGAUUGCGCGCCGUGCAGGAACGACAAGAGCCAUCAGAUAUGCAAAAUGAGGCGGUGCGAGAAACUCACCGAGAAAAAGCACCUGUACCAUCUGCAGACGGGCGAGGGUGCGUUCCGAGAGCGAGGGAGGGGACGAGGAAAAGGUGCAACCAGGAGUUAUCGAAAGAUCGCCCGACAAGUCAGCACACCGGACAGCGCACCUGCAGGCUUGGGCAGUCCACAGACGGGUAUAGGGGGACUGCAACAGCACCAGCAACAGACGCAACAACAAACCCAACAAACGAUCCAUCAACCGGAUCCCAUGCAGCAGUCCAAGGACAAUCUGAAUCCCGCGGCGAACCAGCAAACCGGCGCCCUAAGGAACGGAAAUCCGCCGCCUCCUGUCGUUUCUAUGUCACCGGGGGUGAUGCCAUUUUACGGCGACUCCAGCCCCGGCUUCCGGCCAGCGGCCGGCUUCGGGAAUACCGUUUGGCACCAGGGAGUCACUCCCGUGGGAACGGUCGCUGUUGAAACGUCAGCAGCGCCGUGGCCACCUCAGCAGUUCAUUCAACAAAUUCCGGCCCCGAAUCAGCUCGAGGAGCUGAGAUACCAUACCCAAUACACCACCACCUCGCCGUACCAUCCGCAGCCAGUCGCGUAUCAACAGCAGACUUUCAUUACGACGGAUCAGUCGGCGUUUCAACGUGCCGGGGCGACAGGACAAUACACAAUCACGGGGCAACCCUCGCCCUUGCCGCCUGUAGCCGCACAAACGGUACCGUCGGCAGCUCAGAGGCCGUUAAACGGUCAAUUCAUGGAUCCUGCUGCCACAGCGACCCAAUCAGUCGGUUAUGAAAGGCAGGAUUACGUGAACGGUUACCAACAGCAGGACGUGACGAUGGCCCCGCCGCCUUCGACCACCCCCACGAGUCGCAGCAGCUCGGUCCAUAUGGAUAAUCAACAACAACAACAACAACAGGCCUCCCAGCAGCCCCAGCCCCAGCCCCCGCAGUCACAGACCGACACGCAGGUGAAGGGAUUCGCGACGAUCGCCGCGAGCAAUGUGUCGGGAAACGAGAUGCCUGGGUAUCCACUUCAACCGGGCCCACAGAGUUUACACAACUCUAACGGAUAUCCAGGCUACGUGGAAAUGGGUCAGCAACAAGUACAGAACCAAUGGCAGCAGCAGCAGCAUGUGGCGCAGCAGUCGCCGCACCCACAGCAGCAACAGCAGCAACAACAACAACAACAGCAGCAGCAGCAGCACAUGCAGCGACAGCAUUCGGUGGCUGACGGUGGCCAACGACACAUAUGGUCCGACACUAGUACCGGUGCCAAGAUGAAUAGCGUGAAUAACAACAUGAACUGGUCAGACGGGACGAUACAACAGCAGCAUCAGCAACAACAGCACCAGCAACAACAACAUCAGCAGCAUCAGCAGCAACAACAACAGCAGCAUCAACAGCAGCAACAACACCAGCAUCAGCAGCAACAACAACAGCACCAGCAGCAACAGAAGUCCCAACAGCAACAAACCAUGCAGAGUAGUAACAUGAAAUCGCAGGAUCAGCAACAGAGUAUGCAGAUGCAGGGACAACAGGAGCUACCCAGGCCGGCCAGUCACAUGAGCUGGGAGAACGGUAGCGUGAAAGAGCCCCAGACUCCUCAGUCGUGGUCGGACAAUACCGAGAACCAGCAGCAGCAACAAACUCAGGGAAACUGGUCCCGGCAGAGUCCGAAGCUGAGGGACACCCAGAAUCCGAGAUUGACGCCAUCUAGUCAACAACAACCGCAGCACCAGGCCUGGCUUCAGCACUCGCCGAAGCUGUCGGACCAUCAACAGAAUCCGUCGUCUCACCAGAACGCCAGGAUGACGCCAUCCGGUGGUCAGCAGCACAAUUGGCAGCAAAGUAGCCCGGAGAUGCAGCAGAACACGGGUCAACAGAAUCCAAGGUUAACGCCAUCCGGCCAGCAGAUGCAGCAACAACAGACACCGCAGCAGCAACAACAACAGCAACAGCAGCAGCAGUGGCCGCAGCAAACGAAAAUCGAGAAGAGUCCCAGGCUCACACCGUCCAACCAGAUGUCCUGGCCAGACACGCCCACUAGUCAACCGAAUUGGUCGCCGAACAGUAUAAAGAGCGACGGUAGUCAGCAGCCGCAGCAACAGUGGCCCGAUUCCCAGCCGAGUCCUAGGAGGACGCCAGGGCAUCAACCGGCCGCGUGGCAGUCUCAGCAACCGCCCCAGCAGGAGAACAAAAUGGAGAGCCAGAUGUCGUGGUCACCGAGCUCGGUGACGGAGAACCAACCCACCUGGGGACAACAGGCGACCAAGCAGGAUAUGCAAAACUCAGGUGAAAGAGUGCUCUGGCAGCAACAGCAGCAGCAACAACAACAACAGGCGACCGAUACCAGUAAACCGAACGGGUUCGCGGAUAACCAAGAUGCUCAGGAGAGUAACGUAUUUGCUCAAUCUAAUCGUGUAAAUUUAAACAGCCGACUGAAAUCAAUGAUACUGAACAAGCAACAACAACAACAACAACAACAACAACAACAACAACAGCAGCAGCAACAACAGCUACAGCAUCAACAACAGAUGCAACAGCCGCAACAACAUCAGAUGACCCACCAGGAGCAGCAACAUCACAAUCUCCACCAUCAGAUGCAAUCGCAGCACGUGAACAGCAACAGCGGUUCGAACGGGGAUUACCAUCACACGGACGAUCGUGUACGGGACGAGAACACGGAGAAGCAACAUCAAGAGAACAAGACCGAUCAGUACAUGAGCCAGUCGAACAUCAUCUCGUUGGCGCAAUCGAACGAAUCCUUGACCGGUAAUUUUUUAUUGCAUAGCCACCACCCUCGGGUCGAUAGUUUGCCCGACGGUGGUGGCUUAUGGGAAUGGUCAGGAGGAGGCGGUACACCGUUGAACAGGGCCGAUCAGCUCGCAGAAAACGGUAUAACGUCUAUCGACAGUUUCAUGAAGUUCACGGAUGAGAAGACCCCGGUCCAGCUCGUGAAAACCGGCGACAAACCGGAGGAUCGUGGCGAACCGCGUGAACAUGACGAGGAGAUCUGGAAACGGACCGAUAAGAGUACAACAGACAAUCAAACCGAGGAUAAGUCCUUCCAGAGUGAAUUGCCGGUGACACGGAUCGAGAACGAGGGAAAUUUCGACGAGUGUCCGACGAAUCCAAGCAAGAACGAAAAAGACGCGACGGAAGGGGAGGACCGUUUCAAGAAUCAAGAGACAUCACCGUCACGGUUGCCGUUGGUGAACGAAGACAUGGACCAGUCCUACGCGGAAAGCACUGAGAAGACAACAUCCACCAUGGACAACAACGGGACGAGCUGCGAUUCCUCGCAGAUCAUCAAGCAAGAGACGAUGAUCGGUGACUAUGGUUGCUCGAGCUCGGAAUGCGCCCCAUCGCCAGCUGCCUCGUCGAAGAGCGAGGGUUAUCAGCCGAGGGAGAUCAAGAUCGAGCCCGAUCUAACGUCCAUGGACGGGAACGAUUAUAAGUUCCGUGGGGACGGCGGUCCGGCCAAAGUGUCGCCCGGUGUCGGUUCCUGGUGUUGCCGUCGAGGCGGCACCGAGCAACCAACCCCCGAGCAUCUGCGCGAGGGCUGUUGCCAGGGUCUGCAAACACGGGACGAGAUACUGGCCGACUCGCCCGCGGAGAAGACGGAGAAAACCGAGGGCAAUACCGGUGGUGGUAGUGGUGGUCCCCAGAGUCCCCGUAACAACGUCGUCGCGCCGACCACGAAACUCCAAGAUCAUUUGGAGAAACUGAAGAACAAUAUGAGGACCGAAGUGCCGGACUGCAACUGCUUCCCAGCGGACAAAGGUCCGCCGGAGCCCGGCUCGUACUACACGCAUCUCGGGGCGGCCGCGAGCCUGCCCGAUCUACGGAACGAUCUCGAACGACGAACCGGCCUUAAGGGAAACGCCAUUAGAUUCGAAAAGGUCAUCUACACCGGAAAGGAGGGGAAAACCACUCAGGGAUGUCCGAUGGCCAAGUGGAUAAUCCGACGAUCCGGUCUGGACGAGAAGAUCCUGACCAUCGUGAAACACCGUCAAGGACACAAGUGCCCGACAGCUUGGAUCGUCGUGGCGAUGGUCGCAUGGGAAGGAGUGCCGACCCACGAGGCCGAUCGGAUCUAUUCCCUGUUGAGCCACAAACUGAAUCGGUUCGGUCUACCAACGACCAGACGAUGCGGCACGAACGAGCCGAGGACCUGCGCUUGCCAAGGCCUCGAUCCUGACAGCUGCGGUGCAAGCUUCUCAUUCGGCUGUUCCUGGUCCAUGUAUUAUAAUGGUUGCAAAUACGCCAGAAGCAAAACCGUCCGUAAAUUCCGUUUGUCAGUACGAACAGAGGAGCAAGAAGUCGAAGAAAGAAUGCACGUCCUGGCGACACUUUUGUCGCCGCUUUACCUCAGCCUUGCACCGGAGGCCUUCAACAAUCAGACGCAGUUCGAACGGGAGGCGAGCGAGUGCCGUUUAGGAUUCAAACCGGGCCGACCGUUUUCCGGUGUCACCGCUUGUAUCGACUUUUGCGCGCACUCUCAUCGUGAUCUUCACAACAUGAACAACGGAUGCACCGUGGUGGUGACCGUGACGAAACAUCGAUCUCUGUCUAAACCGGACGAUGAACAAUUGCACGUGCUUCCCCUUUACAUAAUGGACACCACCGAUGAGUACGGAUCGAAGGAAGGCCAGGAGGAGAAAGUUCGCGCCGGACAUGUCGAGGUUUUGACAAAAUAUCCCUGCGAGGUCCGAGUCAGAUCGGUUCCUCUUCAGCCCUGCAGACGCCACGGGAAGAAGCGUAAGGAAGACGAGCCGGACACAGUGAGCAACAAGAAAGACGGUUCGAAGGUUAGCAACGAGAAAGUAUCCGAUCCGGGCCGCGUGCCGAUUCAUCAUCAAGAUCCGGCCAGACCCCAUCAAAUGAGGGACCCGCAACUGUCCCUGGAAAUGGCGUCGAUGUUCGAGGGAAUGGACGCGCAGCUGCAGAGCUCUCAGGUAUCGUCCACGGUUCUAGACAGUCCGGUGUCCAUGUAUCAAGGUUGGGGCUAUCAGAACGAGCAACAAUGGGGACGAAACGGUUGGCUCGAUCAACGCAAGAACAACUGGUUGAAUCCAUGGGGCGAGUACUCGUUCGGUGGUUUGGAGCGUGACGCGAAGGUCGACCCGGAUAGCACCAGUCUGGACGAUAUAAGGCCUAGAAGCGCAGUUUCCCAGGACGAGCACCGACCAGGCUCCAGAAAUCUACCGAAUUCCCCCAUGGAGUCGCCAAGGAACUGCUAUCCCCAUUCGCCGAGAGCUCACCCAAUAUCGCCGAGAAGCUCGCACGCGGGAACGCCCACCGAUGCUUACUCGAUGUCACCCAGAGCUUGUCCACCGACGCCGCAGGAUCAGAAAAUGACAACUUCGCCGAGAAACACGUACCCAGAGGCCGGCUACCCGCCUCCCUCACCUAGAAAUUAUCCGCAAGCGUACGACAAUAGACAAGGUAGCGCGUCCCCGAAGGCAGGCUCAUUUCCGUCGCAUUUGGAUCAAAGAAGUCUGCUCAUCCGAUCGAAUCAGCCCCAUAAUAACGUGAACAGUCUUCGCAACGUUGUCGGACAGGCCUGCGACCAAACGAAAUUACAGUUCUCGAAGCUACCGCCGCAAGAUUCUAGUCAGAAGUAUCCCGUGACGCAGAAUUAUUUGGACGCCCAGAAGUCGCAGGCCGAACAGUUCUCGAAUCGGGCGCAACAGGUACACUACCAACAACAGCAUCCUGUUGUUCACCCGGCGAAGAAUUUCCCGUAUCAGGGUCAACAUCAUAACAACAAUACCAACGACAUGUUCGCCGGUGGUCUCUCGGUGUCACCGUGCAUGGAGAACGCUAGUCACAAGCCGUACAGCAGCGGCGGCAGCAGUCCCAACCUAUUGCUUCAUAGCUCGUCGAACUUAGGUGGCCAUCAGUCGAACGAUCAGAGUUUAGGAUCGAUCGACCAGAGGAAGUACCGUCAACAACAGAAGCCAGAACAGAAAACCGGAAUGAAUCAAAUGUCACCAGCGCCGUCUGAUCACGCGGGUGGAGGAGGAGGAGGUUGGAACAUGCUCGGUUCCUGGUACCCCGAUCAGGCCAGGCCUUCUUACGAUCAGCAACAAGGAUUCAACGAGCAGGUUCACGUCGAAAGGAGUCCUCAACAUCAUCAGGUGCCGAUGGAUCACCAGAAAGCAUUGAAUUGGACAGAGAGAAUGCAACAGCCGGACCAGUCGAAGCUACACGGUUGGGAAACGCCUACCGAUCCGUCGCCGUUCCGUGUUCCGAAGGGUAGACCUCCAUCGAGGACAGCGUCCAAUCAGAACCCAACGGACAAUACAUAUCAGAAUUCUUCCAACAGAACGUUCCUCAAGCCCCAGGACCCGGCUCGUAACGUGUACGCGGACAGUUUAAGCAAUCACGCUCCGAGCAACAGUACGCCGAGCAAUCAACGAAGACCGGACUGGCCGGAGGACAAAACAAAAGACGGAUUCCACGAGGCGGCCAGACAGACAACGGGCAAUCCGAACAACGCGAACUGUUUCCCGUGGCCGGAGGAGAUGAAGCAGGUGCAGGACUUCCACGCCGCGAUGCCUGGCUUGGGGCAUCCCCACGCAUCGUUCCCCCAAUACAGCUAUCCAACGUAUCCCGUGUUCGACAAGCCUUACACGAACACCUGGGACGGUUACAACUACCAUCAGCCGUAUCAUCAUCCGCAAACGGCCGAGUAUCCGUCCCAAUUCUACCAGCAACCGAAGCGAGAAGCCUGUUUCCCGUCGCCGCAGUACCCCUAUCAAGGUGUCCCAACGCCCUAUCAGGGCCUGAAUCCCGGCUGGGCCAGAUGGGAGACACCUCGAUGGGACAUCUACGGGCCGCCGCCGUAUUUCCCGGUGAUCCCAGAACCACCGCCGAAGGCUGAACCAUUGGGCGAGGUUGCCGACUACAGCGACAACGAGGAGUGUUUCAAAGACUCGCAGAUGGGCGGCGUGGCGAUCGCUCUGGGCCACGGUAGCGUGCUGUUCGAGUGCGCGAAACACGAGAUGCACGCGACCACCGCUCUCAGGAAGCCGAAUCGGUUAAAUCCGACCAGGAUCAGCCUAGUGUUCUAUCAACACAGAAACCUGAAUCGACCCAGACACGGUUGGGACGAAUGGGAGGAAAAGAUGCGUCUGAGGAAGCUAGGCGUCGCGAGCACCAACGCAACAACAACGACAAGUACAUCCUCGUCCACCGUCUCGCAGCCAUCCACACCGUCUACUCCGACCAGCCCAGCAAUUAUCAACGACAAGUCCACACCGAUUCCGCAUAUUCCGAACGUGCCCAGCUCGCAGUUCAUGAUGCGAUCGCCGACGUACACCACGAUGACCUGGACGACCCUGUUCCCGAUGCAUCCGUGCAUGAUAACCGGUCCUUACCAAGAGGGCGGGGCGAUCGGAUGAGUGAUCGUCGGGGGCCACGGUUCGAACCAUCGAUGAUGAACCGUGGCCGCCAGGGGGAUCGGAUCGAUCUCGUCGCUGAACGCACGGAGCUGAUCCACGAGCGCACAGGGAAACCUAAAACCCGGAGUUUGUGAUGAUGCUCGACGGGGGACCAAUGGUUUGGAUCAACAGCACAACAGAAAAGAGGAGGAGUUCAAUAAAACGGGUGACUCUUUCUCUCUCGCUCUCUCUCUCUCUCUCUUUCACU
Dufourea novaeangliae is the source of this 10572-nucleotide messenger RNA. It is a transcript of the gene Tet, whose product is annotated as DNA N6-methyl adenine demethylase-like. Gene Ontology annotation, biological process: positive regulation of transcription by RNA polymerase II; oxidative demethylation. Lineage: Eukaryota; Metazoa; Arthropoda; Insecta; Hymenoptera; Halictidae. Gene Ontology annotation, molecular function: DNA binding; DNA 5-methylcytosine dioxygenase activity; zinc ion binding. The transcript has 12 exons. The coding region runs from base 1815 to 10325 and encodes 2836 amino acids. The record is from RefSeq and is a predicted model, not a curated record. Gene Ontology annotation, cellular component: nucleus.